AUGAGAAACCAUCCUGCGCACCGCCUAGACGACACCAGUCCCAGAAUCUCCUACAGCAUUUCGAUUCGCACCAGCCCUCUGCCCACAAUGGCUGCCGCCAUCCCCGCCAAGCUGCCCAUCCCGUCGGCCAAGCAGCUCAGCAGCCGCACCUUUCAUGUGCCCGGCAAGCUGACACAGACCGAGCUAUGGUUCGAGGUGCCGCUCGACUAUGCCAACCCGGCCGCCGGUACAAUCAAGCUCUUUGCUCGCCUCGCCACCAGACGCGAGUCGCCGCUUGCCGCUCCCGACGGGCCACCUGCACCUAAGCCUUACAUUGUCUACCUUCAGGGCGGCCCGGGCUUUGGCUGCUCGCCCCCCAGUGCUGCACCCAUGACGGAGCACCUUUUGAACCGAGGAUACCAGGUGCUCUAUCUCGACCACCGCGGCGUCGGCCUGAGCACGCCCGUCUCGCUCGCCAUGCUGCAAAAGGUGUCUACCGACGCCGACGGCCAGGCCGACUACCUCCGCCUGAUGCGCCAGGACAACACGGUCCGCGAUCUCGAGGCUGUCCGCCAGUGCUUGCACGAGGGUCUGACCGGCGAAAAGGCCAAAUGGUCCAUCAUUGGUCAGUCAUACGGCGGUUUCGUCAGCCUGUCGUAUCUGUCCAUGCAUCCCGAGGGCCUGCGAGAGGCCUAUCUCACUGGUGGCCUGGCCCCCAUUGGGCGCCCUGUCGAUGAGGUUUAUAAAACCACAUUUGCGCAUGCAGCUUCGCGUAACAAGGCCUACUACCGAAAAUUCCCUGAGGACGUGGAGCGCGUCAAGAAGAUUGCCGCCUACAUCGAGAGCAAGGGCGGUGUCACGCUGCCUGGUGGGGGUACCUUGACUGUGUCUCGCCUCAUGACCAUUGGCAUCUCCUUUGGUACACAUGAUGGCUUUGACACCGUCCAUAACGCAAUUCUCGAGCUGGAUGCUUCUCUGGAGAGCUUUGGCUUCUUCUCGCGCUCCUCGCUUACCACCAUUGAGAACUGGAGCGCAUUUGACAACAACAUCAUUUACGCCAUCCUUCACGAGGCCAUCUACUGCGACGGCCCCGGUUCCGUGUCCAACUGGUCUGCCCAGCGUGUUGGCGAGUCCUUUGAGAGCUUCUCCUGGCUUCGUCCCGGUGCCAAGGUCUCCCAGAGCACCGAGCCCCUCUUCUUCUCUGGCGAGAUGAUCUUCCGCGACCACUUCGAGACCUACCCCGAGCUGUCUGCGCUGCGCGAAACUGCCAAGAAGCUGGCGACUGCUAGCGACUGGCCAGCUCUGUACGACCAGGAGCAGCUGCGCAAGAACGAAGUGCCUUUAUACGCUGUUUCUUAUGUCGACGACAUGUUUGUCGACUUUGGCUACGCCACGGCCACGGCCCACCUCGUCAAGGGCUCCAAGUUCUUUGCCACCAACGCUCUGUACCAUAAUGGCAUUCGUGCGGGUGCCGAGGAGGUAUUCAAGCAGCUAUUCAACCUGCGGGACGACACGAUUGAUUAA
Molecule: messenger RNA, 1503 nt
Organism: Akanthomyces muscarius
Lineage: Eukaryota; Fungi; Ascomycota; Sordariomycetes; Hypocreales; Cordycipitaceae
Exons: 1
Coding region: 1-1503 (500 amino acids)
Biological process (GO): proteolysis
Molecular function (GO): peptidase activity
Source: RefSeq, a predicted model, not a curated record